AAAAAUAACAGUGUUCUCUUCGCCACAAUUCAACGCACAACGACUUGGCCAAACACAUUGGUGUCUCUAUAGAUGACGUUUGUUUUUCUUCGAUUCCCACUUAACCCUGAAAUUAAAAACUUAGUAAACUUAUAGAUUAUAGCCAGGACAAAACAAUCUGACGGUCAUACUAGAAAGUCAUCGCUUUGCUAUUCCAACUCUUUAGAAGUGCAAAAACUAUUUCAAUUCACUUUGCUACAAUAUACAGCCCAAAUGAAUGUGAUGGUGUAAUGUUGUGAAACGUAACCAAAAGAAGUUACAAAAUCAGUGUCAGUGCUUUUCAACUCCUUUAGGUUCAAGUCAGUUAGACGAAUAACAAUCAUCGGCCUGAAACACGAAAUAAAAAAUAAGCAUUCUGUAAUGUUAUUGAUCUAUAUUUGAGUUUUGUUUAUAUUUUGUAAACAAAUUCGUUGGAAGCAUAGUCCAUACAUAAGUGUCUUUGUGGACUUUACUGGAUGUGGGUAGCUUAUGCAUACUAUUGAUGCACGGUGUGGCGUUUGCUGUGACCCCAAUUUUUAUUUUCGUACUAUUUUCUUGCUGCUGUGUUCUACACACUGAAUGUUCCUUAGAGUGAUUCUUAAAGCGUUGCCGUGCUGCAAAAAGAAAGACAUGAGUGCAUCCAAUAAAUUUUUAUCCUCUGAUAAUAGUUUGCGUCAUGAUAAAAUCGCCAUUUUAGAUGCUGGUGCUCAAUAUGGAAAGGUGAUUGAUCGCAAGGUACGCGAAUUGUUGGUUGAAUCAGAUAUCUUGCCAUUGGAGACCUCGGCGGUUACCAUUAAAACGCAUGGUUAUCGCGGCAUAAUUAUAUCCGGAGGUCCCAACUCCGUAUAUGCCGAAGAUGCACCCUGCUAUGAUCCAGAUAUUUUUAAGUUAAAAAUACCCGUCUUGGGUAUUUGUUAUGGCAUGCAAUUGAUUAAUAAGGAAUUUGGUGGAACUGUACUCAAGAAGAAUAUACGCGAGGAUGGUCAGCAGACGAUAGAGAUUGAAACAUCAUGUCCUUUGUUUAAUCAUUUGGAGCGCACGCAAACAGUUCUCCUUACACAUGGUGACAGUGUUGAACGCGUAGGAGAUAAACUUAAGGUUGGUGGUCGUUCAUCGAGUAAUAUUGUCACUGCCGUCUACAAUGAAGCUCUAAGAAUAUAUGGUGUACAAUUUCAUCCCGAGGUAGAUUUAACAAUUUCCGGCAAACAGAUAUUCACAAACUUUCUCUUCGACAUCUGUGGCUUAACACCAAAUUUUACAAUGGGCAGUCGCAAGGAGGAAUGUAUAAAAUACAUCAAAGAGAAAGUUGGCAACAACAAAGUUUUGUUGCUUGUUAGUGGUGGCGUAGAUUCUACCGUUUGUGCGGCCUUAUUGCGACAUGCCUUGCAUCCCAUUCAAAUAAUUGCCGUACAUGUCGAUAAUGGUUUUAUGCGUAAAGAUGAAAGCGAAAAAGUAGAGAAGUCUUUGCGCGAUAUAGGCAUUGACUUAAUAGUACGCAAAGAGGCCUACACUUUUCUCAAAGGCACCACACAAAUCAAACGUCCUGGGCAAUUUUCUAUUGUGGAAACGCCUAUGUUGUGUCAAACCAUUAAUCCCGAGGAGAAGCGUAAAAUUAUUGGUGACAUUUUUGUGAAAAUAACAAAUGACAUUGUAGCAGAAAUGAAAUUGAAACCGGAAGAAGUGAUGCUUGCCCAGGGUACUUUAAGGCCUGAUUUAAUUGAGUCUGCAUCGAAUAUGGUUAGCAAAAAUGCCGAAACAAUUAAAACGCACCACAAUGACACGGACCUAAUAAGAGAACUUCGCAAUGCCGGUCGGGUUGUGGAGCCACUGAGUGAUUUUCACAAAGAUGAAGUGAGAGAAUUAGGCAAUGACUUGGGUUUGCCCUCUGAACUGGUUGAGAGACAACCAUUCCCCGGUCCAGGAUUGGCCAUACGUAUAUUGUGUGCCGAAGAAGCUUUCAUUGAAAAAGAUUAUUCGGAAACGCAAGUAAUUGCCCGCGUUAUUGUGGAUUAUAAAAAAAAAUUGGAGAAAAAUCAUGCUUUAAUAAAUCGUGUCACAGGCGCCACUUCCGAAAUGGAGCAAAGAGAACUUAUACGCAUUUCUUCAGAUUCUCAAGUUCAAGCCACUGUUCUGCCUAUACGUUCCGUAGGAGUGCAGGGAGAUAAACGUACCUACAGCUAUGUUGUAGCCCUCUCCAGCUCAAGUUAUCCCAAUUGGGAUGAUUUAUUAUUUUUAGCUAAACUAAUACCUCGUAUUCUGCAUAAUGUCAACCGAGUAUGUUAUAUUUUUGGCGAACCUGUCCAAUACCAAAUUACCGAUAUAACCCAUACUACGCUAAAUAAUUAUGUAAUCAAACAACUGAGGCAGGCCGAUGCUAUAGCAAAUGAAAUAAUAAUGCAAGCUGGUCUUUAUCGUAAAAUAUCUCAAAUGCCUGUUGUUCUUAUACCCGUACAUUUCGACCGAGAUCCCAUUAACAGAACACCAUCAUGUAGUCGAUCAGUUGUUUUGCGACCAUUCAUAACCAGCGACUUUAUGACUGGGGUGCCGGCUAUUCCAGGUUCAGAACAACUGCCAUUACAAGUUUUGCACAGUAUGGUCCAAGAAAUUUCUAAAAUCGAUGGAAUCUCCCGGGUCCUAUAUGAUUUGACAUCAAAACCUCCAGGGACUACAGAAUGGGAAUGAUUAAAUAAAUGAAGCUUGUAUUACAAUCUUGUUGCCGCCAACACCACCAACGUCAACGCAACUACAGCAACAUUAUCAAUCAUAUAAUCGCAAGAAAAUCUCUAGCAUUUUAAAGCGGUUCAUUCUAUUGUCUCUCCUUGAAGGAAGUUGUGAAUGUUAUUGAAUUGAACACAUGUGAAAGAAUUAGUAGCGUUUAUAUGUAUUCAUUUGCAUAUUAUUCUAACAUUUCUAACUAAUUAGUUAUAAACUUUGUAAAGAAAUAUAGAGAUGGGAAUGUCAUGUAAGAGUCUGUGCACUUCCGUUUUCAUUAAAAUCCAAGAAAUCUAUUAGUAAUGAAAAAUCUUUAUUUCAAACCCCUAAAUGUCGCAUUUACUUCAAAGAAACAACAAAGAAUGAUGUUUAACCAUUGUGUAAUUCAGGUGACAAUAUUAUACAAAAGAAAGAGUAAGAAAAUUCAAGCCAUGGUCUGAUUUAUUCGGUAGCCAUUUUAGAGUAACAUACAUGAUGUAUAGAAAUCUUGCAAAGAAGUAACACACAUUGGUCUCCUAAAUCUUUUUCAGAGAAGUUUUCGUAUUUGUUUAAGUUUUCAAAUAGUUUCAUGAUGUUGAUCAUUAUCCCAUGCGGCAUUCAAUGUUUUUUUUUUAUUAAUUCUUAAACAACAAGCGUAGUUACCUUUUUAUAAUUAUUUUCCUUUUUGUAUUAAGCUCUACACUUUUUGUAACUUAAAACCUAUAAUCUAAAAAAAAGAUAAAAUAAAAGUCUGUUACAAUUUAAACGACUAUGGCCGAAAUUGAAAUAUUGAGAAUGUAUCAAAAUUUAAGAGCAAAACAGAAUGAAAAAUAUUACACUCACAAAACAAAAAGUAACUAAACUAACUCUAUUAUUAUUCAUAUAAAUGUGAAACACAAACCCCUAAAAGCAAAAUUGUUAUACAAGCAUAAUAACGUCUAUAAACGAAGGAGGAUACAUUAACAUAAAUAUAGUAAUAAAUAAUAAUAAUAAUAAUAUUUAUGUAUAUUACUAUUAUAUAUACCGAUAUUAUUAAUGGAUACAUGAAAAAAAAAACAACAAAAGUAUAUAUAUAUAUAUUAAAAAUAUAUUAAAAAGUUUUCCGAAAAAAUUAUUAAUAUCGAAAUGAAACAUAACAAAUAUGACAAUUAAAAUGAUGCAGAAUGGCGUCUGUCUUUAUUCGAUGGUGAAAACUAUACACGGAGUAAACUGAUAUAUGUGCUGCAUUUUAAACAAAUGAAACAAAAUUAAAUUAAAUAAAAAAAAUCGAAGCCUCAUAAUAAGUAUAUUUUUAAAAAAUACAUAACUAAGAGAAAAGCAUAAUAAAAUCAAUAAAAUUCUUGGAAUUUAAA
Messenger RNA from Stomoxys calcitrans (stable fly), 4061 nucleotides. It is a transcript of the gene bur, whose product is annotated as GMP synthase [glutamine-hydrolyzing]. Gene Ontology annotation, biological process: GMP biosynthetic process. Gene Ontology annotation, molecular function: ATP binding; GMP synthase activity; GMP synthase (glutamine-hydrolyzing) activity. The record is from RefSeq and is a predicted model, not a curated record. Bases 598 to 2700 code for a protein of 700 amino acids. Gene Ontology annotation, cellular component: cytosol. The transcript has 10 exons. NCBI's taxonomy places the organism in Eukaryota, Metazoa, Arthropoda, Insecta, Diptera, Muscidae.